GCGACACCGCCACUCACGUGUAUAAUACAGUGGGUUAAAGCAUGAUAUUUCUGUCUAAGAAACGCAAAUUUUGACAGAUUGUCGAAGUAAUUGUUGUUUAUAUGAUGUAAAACAGACCUGUCGUCCAUGACCGAAGCCGUGUUUCAAGCCCCCAAACGGAGGGCGAAGAUUUAUGAAACAUUUGAAGCUCCUCUUCCCUUCAGUGAGGAUGAAGAUCAGAUCAUAUACAGAGCAGAAAUCAUCAGUCAUCAUGUCAUAGUGAAAGAUCCUGUUUAUAUACAGGCUCUAUAUGAGAGGGGUUAUUUUGGUAAAGGAGUGUUUUCUAGGUCCAGGCCUGAACACAGGAUCUCUAAACAAUGGAAAUACAUUGGCGACAGGUAUCUUCCUGUGAUAACGUCAUCAGAAUACCAGAAACGUGUCAGCUGGGCACGAGCUGCUCUCCUGACGCAGGGAUUGGAUGAUGAUGCUGUCAGUCAAGCAUUGCAGACCCUCACAAAACCAGUGGAGCUUGAUGUUGGGGAUGAACCUGGCCCAGAACCAAUCAAAUCUCAAGCAGAACAUUUGAAUGGGUCAUUGAUUGACAACGUAAUGAAUGACGUCUCCGAUCUAAACUAUGAUAAAGGUGACUUGGACGAUACUGACACUUCAAAACCUAGAAGGCAAGGAAACGCACUUUAUGAUCCUUUGGCUGAACUCUGUCCUGAGGAACCUGAGCGACAGGAUCAAGAAAAUGAGCAUUCAGGAUCCAAUAUGAUGUGCGAGCGCCAUGAUGACUGGAUUAUUCACUGUGGCUGUAGGCCUGAUAAUAACCAUACAAUGACUUCAAAGAUGAGGGAACGCCAUACUGAGCCUUCUGAAGAUUAUGAAUAUGUUUUAGUGGAGGAACCUGAAGAUGAUCAUGAGAACUCCACCAAGGAUACGGACUCAAAUGGCCGAUCUGAGAGGUUGGAGUGCCGAGUCAAUCCUUUCACCAUGAUGGAGUAUCUUCAGCUCAGUUAUGAAGAAGCAUUUUUUCUGGUUUAUGCACUUGGAUGCUUGUCAGUUUAUUACAGUGGGGAGCCUCUGUCGGUUCUUCAGGUUUGGUCGACGUUCUGCUCGGCGCAGCCCAACUUCUCAUUCACCUAUGCAGCUUAUCACUAUUUCCGUGCUAAAGGCUGGGUACCAAAGUCUGGCAUUAAAUAUGGAACAGAUUUAAUGCUGUAUCGAAAAGGACCACCAUUUUAUCACGCAAGUUACUCAGUGGUGGUGGAGAGAGUAGAUGAGUCGUUCACAGGCUCUGUACUGCGGCCCUUUACCUGGAGAUCUCUCGCUGCUCUCAGCAGAAUCACUGGCAAUGUCUCAAAGGAACUGAUGCUUUGCUACAUCAUCACACCAUCAAACAUGACAGACGACGCUCUCUCCUCUCCAGAAUGUCUAAAGAGACUCACAGUACAGGAGGUCAUUGUAAGCAGAUGGGUCUCCUCCAGAGAGCGAACUGAGCAGGAUGAACUCUAGACUCUAUUAAUGUUUUACAAGCCAACAUUCCUUUAUACAUUUCUUCAAUAUUUAUUGUAUAAGUGAAUUAAAGCUUCAGAAUGUUUUUUAUUUUUCCUUUAUUUGCUUUUCUAAAAAUGUCCAAAGACUGUAAGGUUGCUUGUUGAGAAUAAAAAUAAAUGGUCUUUCAUAAACAUG
Paramisgurnus dabryanus is the source of this 1671-nucleotide messenger RNA. RefSeq names its product TSEN2 tRNA splicing endonuclease subunit (gene tsen2). Gene Ontology annotation, molecular function: tRNA-intron lyase activity; nucleic acid binding. Gene Ontology annotation, cellular component: cytoplasm; tRNA-intron endonuclease complex. The record is from RefSeq and is a predicted model, not a curated record. NCBI's taxonomy places the organism in Eukaryota, Metazoa, Chordata, Actinopteri, Cypriniformes, Cobitidae. Gene Ontology annotation, biological process: tRNA splicing, via endonucleolytic cleavage and ligation; tRNA-type intron splice site recognition and cleavage.